Molecule: messenger RNA, 1133 nt
Organism: Phascolarctos cinereus (koala)
Lineage: Eukaryota; Metazoa; Chordata; Mammalia; Diprotodontia; Phascolarctidae
Source: RefSeq, a predicted model, not a curated record
CCUGAGGAACAGAAGGGUUCGGGGGUGGGGCGCUCAGUGACAGCUGAAGGAGGAAGCGCCGGCAAUGGCGGACGAGACUCUGUUCCAGCUGCUUCACACGGAGGUGGUGGCGGCCGCGUAUGGCGGGGGCCGGGGCUCGGGAGACGAGGGACAGAGGACCGGCUUGACAGUCCUUGAGGGCAUGGGCUUCCGUGUGGGCCAGGGCCUGGCUGAGAGGCUGCCCCGAGGGGCCCUGGUCUUCAGAGAGGAGCUGGACACCAUCAAGUUCCUGUGCAGGGACCUGUGGGGGGCAGUGUUCCGGAAGCAGACUGACAACCUCAGGACCAACCACCAGAGUGCUUUACAUGGAUUCACAGCCAUCCCAGGGAUUUUAGGCAACAAUUACCCCAUUAUACAGAUGAGAAAACGAAGGCUCCUGGAGGGAAAGGACUGCGGAGAUGUUGAAGCCAAAACAAUGGAUUUCUGCUGCUGGGGGGUUUAAGCUUUGAGGACCACUCUUCUGCGUGGUCCUUGACCAAGAGGCCAAGACCUUGCUGCCUCCUGAAGCGGCCCAGUCUCUCUAUGGACAGGUCUGAUUUUUAGGAAGGCUGUAGAUCUCCCUCCCUGAGCAGCCCUGCUUCUUGUGCCCCCAGGGACCAAGUGGGACGAACCUGGGACCCCUCCCCCAUGACAGCCCUUCCAGUGCUUUAAGGCCGAGCAGUGGGAAGAGCCCUGACCUCCCAGCACGUUCUUUCCUCCAGGCCUUUCCUCAUUGUGCCUCGGCAUGGUCUGCAGCCCUCUGACUAUCCUGGCCCCCAUCUUCUGGACAGGCCCCCUUCUCUCCAUGCCUUUCCUGAGAUGGGACCCCAGAACUAAUCCUGUGCUCCCAGAGUGGUGACCCCAGCAGGUGACCCAACCAGGGUUGGGAAUCCAGGGAACCGUUCGGGGCUGUGGACAUUUGGUGGAACCAUGGGGUCGUAAGAGGGUUUAGUGGUUCUGGAGUCAUGGAGGAGCCUGGGUGACAACCAGGGUCAGGAGCCGGAAGGAUCCAGGGCUCAGGGAGGCUCGGUCAGCCCCAGAGUCUGAGGGGCCCUCUGGGAAGCUUGGAGCCAUUGCAGAGUUCUGAGGUAUUCUCCAAUAAAGCCUGAGCCUCA